AUGGCCUUCGAUGUUAGGAAGUCAUGGCUGAAGAAAAAAGUUCUCGACCUACUGGGAGCUCACCCGUCCCAAUGGGACACCCUCCUUUGCCGAAAUGAGCAGGCUGCUGACAAGCAGGUGGUGACUUUUCUGAACAGCAGCUGCCAAGGGGAGUCGCUGCUUUUCUAUCUCAGACAGAACACCGAGAGCGGACAGCACGGCAAGAAUUGUUCCCCCGCCCAUGAUGACUGCCAUCCGAGUGAAGAACUCGCCGUCGCAGUCAACUUCUUGCCUCGCGGUGAUACCGUGCGGCUUGUUGCCUACGCAGUCAAGACGCAGACUGGCACGAUCGACGUGACUGGAAAGGCGAUCACCCAGGAAAUGAAUCGAUGCAUCGCGACUGGCACGGCCGACGAGCGUUUCAUCUAUGAUCUGCGCUCUUUGAUGGAGGAUCUGUAUCUGCCCCUGCUAAGCGAUCCCGCUCCCGGAGACUUUCAGGAGGACGAGCCUUUAUUGGCGAAAAACAGUUUCGAUUCCUCUUCACGCGCUGACAAGUGUUUUUCGGAGGCUGCCGACAAGCUGCCACUCGUCCAGGCUGGCAAACGGCGAAACUCUCACGGCUCCGUAGAUGAGGAAGACCUGAGCGACUGCAAAGAUCUAGCAACUGAUGACCGCAUUGCAUAUGAAGAAGAGAUCGAUGAAGGAGGCAUCGCACCAAAGGCACGGGGGCCUGUUCCGUGCCAGCCUGUGAUGACUCCGCAGUUGUCUGGGGAGAAGAGUUUGACGAACGCUCCGCGACGCUCCGUUGACACCACAUGCGCUAUUGACUUGUCGGACACCUGCCGACAUGAGCUUGCAGCUGCCGCCGAGGAACUCACAGCAAGAAUCAGACUGGCGAUUAAUGAGGUGUGCGAAGCGGUUCCGCUUCGUGUGCCUUCCGAAGACCUCGAGGGCAUGGCUGACUCUAGAGACGCCCAUCUCAUAACUGCUGUCGAGGCAACCAUCGAAGACUGGACUCAGACAAUCAGAAGUGUCGUCGAGGCGGAGACUCAGAGGCGACCGAUUGACAAAUAUCCGCAAGCAGAGUUAGACUUUUGGCGCGAAAGGAACUCGGCCGUUUCCACGCUUUACGAGCAGCUCACAGUCCUCAGGACACAGCGAGUUCUUAAAUGGUUGAGAAAUGCGAGUCCUGAUUCCAGAAGCUUGGAGGACUUCUACAGUCGCUUCGAAGAGCUCCAGAAACUGUAUGUGGAGGCAAAAGAUACAGUCCGGUUUUUGUCGACGCUGGAAAGACAUUUCAAAAGCCUAGCCACAGGCUCUCUCAAAAUCGUCGCCGAGACAAUUGCCCCCUUGUUGAGUGCCAUACGCAUGGUUUGGAUCACCUCACGUCACUAUAACACGGAUGAGAAGAUGCAGCCGCUCAUGAUUCGAAUUGCAGAGCAGAUUGCAGAUCGAGUUGCCGAUGCCGUCAAGCCUAACACUAUCUUGCUUGGUGACGUGUCGGCAGCGGGGCCACUAGUCAGAGAGGCGAAGAUCUGCUUGGACAAGUGGCAAGAACUGUAUAUGGACGUGCGGAAAAAAAUCGAGGAGUCCGAGUGUGAUAGGAGAUGGGAGUUUGAUCGCCGGAAACUGUUCAGUCGAACAGAAUAUAUGUCAAAGGUCUGCACAUAUCUGCGAGAGGUGGUAGAAGUGAUUAACCAGUUCCAGCGCUUUCUUGGCCCGGAACUGAAAACUGUUACGCGGUACCACAAAGGUAUCGAUCGCCUGAAUCAGGACGUCCAGGCCUUGGCUAGAAGUUUCGACGUCCUCGGGGACAACGGCUUCGACGAGAGCAGCGCAGCUGCCUGGGAGAAGCUGCUGGCAAAUUUCAGACAGCAGAUCACUGUCGUGGAGACGAAAUCUCUGCGUUUUCUUGACACCAGAUUCAAGAAUCUUCGCUCGGCUGUGGGGGCCUUCACGAUGCUGAAAAGUUUCAGCACGAUCGAAAGUCGCCCACUCAUAAAUGCAAAACUCCGCGAGAAGUUCGUCGAUAUUUUGCAGCAGUUUGGAAAUGAGGUGGACUCUGUGCGUGAGGAAUUUGAAGCCGGAAAAGAGAACCCUCCACUCGCGAAAGGAUAUCCGAGAGUAGCGGGUUCUAUUGCAUGGGCGCGGAUGUCCUUGCAACGGUUGAAAGAGUCUGUGCUUCAGUUCAAGUGCAUGCCUGCUUUCUUCCAAGGCAACGACGCCGAGGUGGUUUUCACAAACUACCUUAAUCUUGCUCGUCAGCUUGUUGCGUACCAAGAAGCCGUCUUCAAAAAGUGGCAGGUUCGGACGAGCAACACCGUGGCGAAUUGCUUGAAAAUGAACAUCUUGAGGAGAAGUGCAAGUGGCAAGUACGAGGUCAACUUCGCUCCUGAGAUGUGGGUUGUCAUGCAAGAGGCCCGCUUCCUCAACCAGAUGGGCGGGAAUGACAUUCCUCACACAAUUCUCAAUGUCGCUCUGCAAAAGGAAAAAUACAUUGAAAACUGCGGGUUGCUCGAUCAGAUGCUCCAUCACCUUGCGUCUGCUCGCGACGGCAUGCCUCCCGUCCAGGAAAGGCUGCUGAACAACCAUCUAGAAAAAUUGGAGAAGUGGCUCCAACCGGGUUUGAACUCGCUGAACUGGACCUCUCUAGGUUCGGAGGAGUUCAUCAGCAACUGCAAUAAAGCCAUAACAGCGUUUCGAACACUCCGGGACCAGGUGGAAAAGAAUGUCGAGAUCAUCGACGAGGUUGUGCAGGCGAUUGAGGAUGCGCAGCUGGUCAGGAAUCUCGAGUGGAACCCCGAACAGCCGUUCAAUAUUCAGGAAUUUUACGAGUAUUUCGAAAAACACCGCGUGGCGGUCGUCGACGAGCUCCAAACAAAGUACGAAUCGAUUACUUCCUACAUUAUCAAAAUUGAAGAAAUAAUCGAAGGAACGAUGACAGGGACAAGCGAGUCGAUGGCUGAGUACUACAACUACUGGGAAAGACGAAUCUUCAAUGCCAUUUCCACGAUGCUCAUUCGAGGCACGAGUUCCCUGCGUGCUCUCUUUUCUCUCAAUCACACCGGAAGUCGCUUGCCGCCCCUCAUCACCGUCAGCGCGGAUUUCAACCAAGCAGAGGUCGUCGUUCACGGUUCGACCCAGGCCAUUUUCAAAAUCAUUUCGCGGCUGAUGCAGAAUAUUCUCUACUCCGCCACUCGCUUUGUUCGCUGGAUGAACGGCACCUGCAAGUGUGUGCCUUCUCAACUGGGGCAAGAAGAAGAGUUGCAAGUUCCACCUUUCACGUUCUACUCAGAAAUUUCCAGAAUCCCUGCGCUAAUCGACACGACUGUCGCCACCCACCAAGCCAUCCAGAAGGUGUUUCAGAGUAUCUCGAAGUACGCCAGGAGCUGGAAGAAAUACGACACACAAUGGGAGCUGUGGGAUCUCAAGCGGAAAGCCGACUUGGAGAAGCUUGUAGACAAAAGACCGAGGAUUGUCUACUUCGAUGUGCAUAUCUCGGCCUACAAAAAGCUCGCAGCCGAGUUGAGCGCGCUCCCGACCACGAAGGUCGUCGGCUUUCUGCAGAUCGACGCCUCCGUUGUCGUGAGUGGAAUUCGCGCCCAAGCGCUCGAAUGGGUGAACGAAUACGGCCGCAUUCUGAAUGAAAUUGCGACCCGAGAGCUCCAACAACUGACCCAGCUGAUCGAUUCAAGUCUAGCGAAGCUCGAACAAAGCCCCGACUCGACGGAGGCCUUCAAGUUUCUCUUGAGCGAGAUUGGCGUGAUCAAAAGUAUCUCGAUGGACACGGAAAUCCGCAUUGCCGACGUCCAGGCCAUGUGCCGGACGCUCCAGAUGCACGACUGCUGCAUCGAAGCCAAGCACAUACAGCAACAGGCUGAGCUCGCCAGUGCCUGGCACAAAGUCAAGACCCUCGCGCUGGCGAAGGAGAAGCAGCUUGAGCGAAAAAAAGAGGUUUUCGCCCAGGAAAAAAAGGCAGAAGUCUCCACAUUUGCCUCAGAGUGCAAGGCGUUCCUGUCUCGCUUCAAGCAAGCAGGCCCGGGGGCUGCGUCCGUGGAGCUCGAGGACGGCGUCGCGCUUCUUACCUCGUACUCCGAGGAACUGUCACAGUUUCAGGCACAACGGGACGCGCUCUCCAAAGCCGAAGUUCUGUUUUCGCUCCCUGUCACGACCUUUCCCGACUUAGACCAAGUGCGCAGUUCUAUGCAGCUUCUCGAAGUCGUCUAUCGCCUCUACGUCGAACACAAAAAGGCAGUCGCAGAGUGGUCCAAUGUUCCCUGGGCGACGUUCGACGUGCAGGAGCUGCAUCGCGGCACCGAUGAAUUCGCCAAAAGACUGCGAAGACUCCCCAAGGAUUACCCCGCUCUCGCAGAACUGCCUACCUAUCAGAAACUGACUCAGGCGAUUUUGAGUUUCAGAAACUCCAUUCCGUUGAUUGAGAGACUGAAGACCGACGCUAUGAAGCCACAACACUGGCGACAUUUGAUGGAACUUGCGGGGUGCGAAUUCGAGGUCGACAGCAAGAAGUUUAAGUUGCAGAAUGUGUUCGAUUUGGAUCUCUCCAGAUUUCCAGACCAGGUUCAAAACGUUCUGCAGACUGCCCAGGAAGAAAUGAAGCUGGAGAAAGACAUCGCCAAGAUCGAAAGCCACUGGCGCGCACAGACGCUCGACAUGUGCCGGUACAAGACCGAAGAACAGAGUUUCGUGCUCAGAGCAAACGAAGAGUUGCACGUCACGCUCGAAGAUCACAUUCUUCAACUCCAGUCGAUGGUGGGCUCUCGGUUCGCUUCCGUUGUGAUUGAGAAAAUCAGAAAGUGGGAGAAAACGCUCAACAACAUCCGCGAGGUCUUCGAGGCGUGGCUGCAGGUCCAGCGAAAGUGGAUUUAUUUGGACGGCAUCUUCACAGAGUCGGUGGAUAUUCGUCUUCAACUGCCAGACGAGGCGAAAAAAUUCGACGUUGUUCGUCGCCAGUUUCUCUCCAUUCUGUCGCAGACGGCCCAAAAUCCAAGCGUCUUAUCCGCCUGUUGUGCAGAGAACCGACUCCAGGAUUUGAAGGCUCUCUCAGCGGAGUUAGAUCGGAGCCAGAGGUCUCUCUCCGACUACCUCGAUGCGAAACGCAUGACGUUUGCCAGAUUCUGCUUUAUUUCCGACGACGAACUUCUCUCGGUGCUGGGAUCGAGCAGCCCCGCGGGAGUCCAGCCGCUGAUGCUGAAGCUGUUUGACAACUGCAAACAACUCAUUCUCGAGGCCGACACUCAGGUCUUGGGAAUGGUAUCCGAAGAAGGCGAAGUCCUGCAAUUCCACGAGCCGGUCGCGGCCGAAGGACCCGCCGAGGACUGGGUGAAAAAUGUCGACGAGGCCAUGAAGCGGAGCCUUCAUCGCACCACGAAGGCGGGCGUGUACCACUACGCCUACAAGCCGAGAACGCAGUGGGCGCUCGAGCAGCUGGGGAUGGUCACCUGCGUUGGCUCGCAGAUCUGGUGGACGUGGCGAGUUGAAGACGCUUUUCGGCGAGUUGGUCGCGGCAGCAAGCAUGCGCUGAAAGAAGAAGCUGCAAAGCAAACGCAGCAGCUGAAAGACUUGAUCGAGUUGGUCAGGCAGCCCCUGGACCCGCGAGCACGCAGAAAAGUCAACACAUUAAUAAUUCUCGACGUCCACGCCCGAGACUUGGUCGACAGGUUCGUGCGAGACGCGAUUUUCAACCCGCGAGAGUUCGAGUGGGAAAGCCAGCUGCGUUUCUACUGGGAAAAGGAAGCCGACGACAUCGCAGUCCGGCAGUGUGCUGGCGAAUUUGGAUACUCGUAUGAAUACGAGGGCCUGAAUGGGCGCCUGGUCAUCACUCCUCUGACGGAUCGCUGUGUCAUGACACUCACCACGGCGCUGAGUUUUCAUCUCGGCGGCGCACCCGCAGGACCGGCAGGAACUGGAAAAACAGAAACUGUCAAAGACCUGGCGAAAUCUCUCGCCAUUCGCUGCGUCGUCCAGAACUGCGGAGACGGCCUGGACUAUAAGGCGAUGGGCACCAUUUUCUCCGGACUGGUCCAAACAGGUUUCUGGGGAUGCUUUGACGAGUUCAACAGAAUCAACCCAGAAGUCCUUUCAGUUGUGACGGAGCAAAUUCGGACGAUCCAAAUGGGCCUGCACCAGGCGCGAACUUCGAUCGAGUUGCUCGGAAAGAGUCUCGCGCUCGUCCCCACAAUUGGCAUCUUUGUCACGAUGAAUCCUGGCUACGCCGGGAGGUCGGAACUUCCCGAUAACUUGAAGGCGCUGUUCAGACCCGUCACGAUGAUUGUCCCUGACCUCGUUAUGAUCUGCGAGAACAUGCUCAUUUCCGAGGGAUUUGUCCAGGCUCGAGCUCUUGCCCGAAAAAUGACAGUUCUGUACACCCUGGCGAAGGCGCAACUGUCGAAGCAACACUUUUACGACUUCGCCCUUCGCGCCUUGAAGGCGGCUCUCGUCACGGCCGGCGCGUUUCGGAGCGCGAGUCCCGAGUUGCCAGAAGAAGUGAUCCUCAUGCGAGCUCUGCGCGACAUGAACAUUCCGAAGCUCGUCAAACAAGACGUCCCGCUCUUCCUCGGCCUCCUCGGAGACCUCUUCCCCGGCCUCGAGUGUCCGCAGGGCGGAAACAGCCAGCUGAAGCAGGCAGUCGAGGAGGAACUCACUUCCAAGGGAUUUCGCUCCAAAUACGCGGACUUGUUCGAUCUGCAAGUGAACAAGGUGAUUCAACUGUAUGAAACGAUGGAGAGCCGACAUGCGACGAUGCUCGUGGGUCCGACAGGCGGCGGCAAAACGGUGAUUAUCCACACGCUCGCCGCUGCGCAGAAGGCGGCUUUCGAUAGAGUUGUCAAAUUGUUUGUUAUGAAUCCCAAGGCGCAAAGCACCAAUGAACUCUACGGAGUCCUCGACCCUGUGUCUCGAGAUUGGACCGACGGAUUGCUGUCGAAGAUUUUCCGCGACGUCAACCAGCCGCUGCAUGCAGGGAAGAGCGAACGGCGCUACGUGGUGUUUGAUGGGGACGUGGACGCCGUGUGGGUGGAGAAUAUGAACUCUGUGAUGGACGACAAUCGCCUUUUGACUCUGUCCAAUGGCGAGCGAAUUCGUUUGGAAAAACACUGCGCACUGCUUUUCGAAGUCGACGAUCUCCAGUAUGCGUCGCCGGCAACCAUUUCCCGCUGCGGCAUGGUCUACGUCGAUCCCAGAAACUUGGGUGUCGGACCUUUCUUUGACAAGUGGGUCCGCGUCAAGAACUCGGAAGCGACCGCCGAGACGCUCGACUACCUGUUCGACAAAUACAUACCUGCAUGCAUCGACUUUUGCUUCAAGCAAAAGCGAACUGACGACCUCGGAGCCGCUCCCAGCCUCGCCAUCCCACGAACAGACCUCAAUCUUGUCCAGCAACUGUGUCACGUGAUUGACAUCGUUCUCCCAGAAGAUGCGAUCCACAGCCUGGCUCCAGAUCGCCUAGAAAGCGUGUUUCUCUUCGCUCUCACUUGGUCCUUCGGGGUCGCUCUCGCUGGAGAAGAGUGGGCCAGAUUUGAUUCGUUCCUCAGAAAAAUCGCGAACAAGGCGCUUCCCAGAGAGAGCCUCUUCGACUGCACGUACGAUGUAGCCAGCGGAAAGUGGCUUGCAUGGGAAUCUCAGGUCAAGCCUUACAGCCCGCCUACCGAUGUGGAGUUUACGACGAUCUUCGUGCCUACGAUGGACACAGAGAGAUACGCGACGCUGCUGGACGGCUUCGGCCGCCAGUCGCUCCCUGUCCUUUUCGUCGGCGACUCUGGAACUGCCAAGUCGGUCCAGAUCCAGAACUGGUUGGCCUCACUGGACACGCAAAAAUAUCUGCAUGUGCAAAUCAACCUCUCCAGCCGCACGACCUCUCUCGACCUCCAGCGCACCAUCGAGGAGAGCGUCGACAAGCGCACAGGACGGAUCUUCGGACCACCUUCUGGGAAACUGCUCAAACUUUUCAUCGACGAUUUGAGCAUGCCCAAGGUGGACAUGUACGGUACUCAACAACCGCUCGCGCUCCUGAAGUUUGUGAUGGAACGCAUGAGCAUGUACGAACGAGGCGGCGACUUGGAGGAAAUUGUGUUGAAAGAUAUCUCUUUCUUGGCGGCGACGAAUCCACCUGGAGCAGGCGCAAACCGCGUCGAUCCUCGAGUUAUCUCUCGUUUCUCCUGCUUCUACAUCACGUUCCCUUCUCGGGCGUCCGUCCACCGCAUCUAUUCUUCCAUCGUAGCUCACAAAUUCUCUGACUUUCCAGAGACCGUGCAGAAAGUGGCGGAGGCUCUGCCGGCGGCCAGCCUUCGGGUGUACGAAGGCGUGGUGUCUCACUUUCCUCGGACGCCUACGAAGUUUCACUACAUUUUCAACCUGAGAGAUCUUUCGCGCGUUUACCAGGGUCUUUGGCAAGCGAAGCCUGAGGCGGUUGGAGAUGGCAAAUCCCUCGUCCGCCUCUGGAGACACGAAUGUCUCCGUGUGUUUCAGGACCGGCUGUUGGAGGCGGAGGAGCGCACAAUCGUCGACGAGGAGCUUGUGGGGAGGAUCCUGAGAGACUGUUUUCCAGACGAGGCGGAGAAUGCGGCGAGAAAUCCGAUCUUCUGGGGCGACUUCCGAACAGCCGUUGACACGCGUCAUCUUUCAGGCGACAACUCCGCCACAGAGGAGAGAACGUACGAAGACCUCAGCGAUGUAGCAGCUCUACGGAAAACGCUGGAAGAGCUCGUAGAAAGCUACAACGAGGAGAACAGCUGUCGCCUUCAAAACGUCAUGUUUGAAGACGCAAUAUCCCAUAUCGUCCGCAUCCACAGAGUUCUUCGAAUGGGCCGGGGUCACGCGCUCCUGAUCGGCACUGGUGGCUCCGGGAAGAGGAGCCUAACACAGCUGGCUACGCACAUCGCUGGGUACAGGCUGUUUCGCCUGAGUUCCGCGCGGAACUACGCGGAGGCAGAGCUCCGAGAAGAUCUUCGCUCGCUGAUCUGCGGUGCGGCCGUCACGCCCCACACAUUUCUGUUUGCGGACUCGGACGUCGUCGACGAGGGAUUCCUCGAGAGCGUCAACAACCUCCUGACCAUCGGCACAGUUCCUGCCUUGUUUGCUGAGGAGGACAAGGAGACGCUGACGGGGAAGCUUCGUCAGAAGGCUGCCGAGAAAGGCAUUCGCGAGGACGGCCUGUGGACCUACGCCAUGUCUCAGGUGAGGGCGAACCUGCACGUAGUCUUGGCGAUGUCUCCGGCAGGCGACGCUCUCCGGACGAGGUGCCGCAGUUUCUCGGGCUUCACCGCUUGCACCACCAUCGACUACUUCAUGGCCUGGCCUCGCGAGGCUCUCAAGGAAGUUGCGCGGAGUCUCCUCAGGGACGAGACUCUUCCCGAACACUCACGCGAAGACAUCGAAGACUUCAUGGUUGACGCACACCUCAGCGUGGCCACCUGCUACGCGCCCGAGUUCGAGAGGAGAGCCGGCAGAAAAAUUUUCGUAACUCCGCAGAACUACAUCGAUUUUAUCCGCGUCUACGCCGGGAACCUCGCCGCAAAGAGAAGAGACCUCGACACUCUCGCCGACCGCCUCGAAGGGGGACUGUCCAAGAUGGCCAGCGCCACCGAGGCGGUGAAAGUGAUGAAUCAGGAGUUAGCAGAGAAGAAAGUCAUCGUCGACGAAAGACGCAGAAGCGUCGAAAACCUGAUCAACGACAUUGAAGAAAAAAGUUCGAAAGCAAGCAAGCGCCAGGAAGAAGCCACUGCCGCCGCGAAACAGAUCUCCGAGGACCAAGUCGUCAUCGCGCGAGAGAAGCAGUCCGCAGACGAGGCCUUGGCGGCGGCGAUUCCUGCGUUGGAGGCGGCUGCGCGAGCCUUGGAGACUCUGGAUAAAAAGGACAUCACCGAAAUCAAGGCUUUUGCGACUCCGCCGAAACCCGUCAUGUACGUUUGCAUGUGCGUCGUCGUCUUGAGGCCACUUGGGAAGGAAAGCGAGACAGAGGGCUGGAACGGCGCGAAGGCGAUGCUCAACGACGUCAACUUUCUCAAAUCUCUCAUCGAUUAUCCAAAAGACACAAUCACAGACAAGCAAGUGAAGAAAAUUGCGGAGUAUUUCAACAAAGAGCCAGAGAGUUUCACAUCUGAGAAGAUGGCGAAGAUUUCCAAGGCAGGGAACGGGCUGUUGACUUGGGUUAAGGCGAUGGUGGAAUACCAUCACGUGGCCAAGAGCGUGGAGCCUAAGCGAAAGUCGGUGGAGGAGUUGUCCGUCCGGAAGGCACAAGCCGAGCGCGACCUUGCGAGAACUCACCUCGAGCUGGGCCAACUGAACGAGCAGAUUGCGGCUCUUCAGCGAGACCAGAAAGAUCAAGAGGCUCAUCUGCUGGAGAUCCAGACGGAGGCAGCCUUGAUGGAGAAGCGUCUGACGGCUGCGUGUCAGCUCAUCGAAGGCCUCGAGUCCGAGCGACAGAGGUGGACUGUCGACCUGCAAACGUGCGGGAAGAAACGCGAAGAUCUCAUCGGAAACUGCUUAGUCGGUGGAGCGUUCCUCGCCUACGCUGGACCCUUCACUUUUGAAUUUCGACAGCAAAUGGUCUACGAACAGUGGACGCGAGAUGUCGAGACACGCCAUAUCCCUUGCACAGGAAACUUCAAGUUGGAAGCUUUGCUGACCAGCGACGCGGAAGUGGCGCAGUGGAAUGGCGAGGGUCUCCCGGGAGAUGAAAUGUCGAUUCAAAAUGGGAUCUUGACGAGUCGCUCUGCUCGAUGGCCUCUCUGCAUCGAUCCCCAAAUGCAGGCAGUGAACUGGAUCAAGCGUCACGAAGAAGCCAAUGGCCUCGUCAUCAAAUCGUUCUCCGACGACUACCUCAAAUUCCUCGAGUUAGCGAUUCAGUAUGGCAAACCGUUCCUGUUCGAGAACGUGGAACACGACCUCGACCCGCUCAUCGAUCCUCUUCUCGAGAAAGCGUGGACAAAGGGGAACUCGCAGGAAACGCUGCUCCUUGGAGGAAAGGAAAUCGAGUGCAGCCCCGCAUUCUCCUUGUAUUUGACAACGAAACUAGCUAAUCCGCGUUUUACUCCAGAAACCAUGGGCAAAACAGUGGUGAUCAACUACGCAGUCACCAUGUCAGGACUGGCGGAGCAGCUUCUGGGCCAUGUGGUCGGCUUCGAGCUUCCCGAACUGGAGAAAGAGCGACAAGAAAUCGUUCAGAACAUGAGUGACUGCCACCAAAUGAUGAAACACCUGGAAGACGUCAUUCUUCAUGAGCUCGCUGUCUCUAAGGGGAGCAUUCUGGACAACCAAGACUUGAUACAAACGCUGCAGACGACCAAGGCGAAGGCGACAGAAAUCACCAUCACGUUGGAGGAGGCCAAGAAGACGGCAGCGCAGAUUGAGAAGUCUCGCCAAGAAUACUACAGCGUUGCCAAGAGAGGGUCGAUAAUGUAUUUCGCGAUGAGCAGCCUCAGGAAUAUCUCUAGCAUGCUCGAAUAUUCCCUUGCCUCAUACCUCGCGAUUUUCCAAGCUGCGCUACGCGAGGCCCGCCCGGACCGGAUCCUCGAAAACCGCUUGAAAAACGUGAUCGAGAAAAUCACUCAACUUUCCUAUGAUUACGUCUGCCUAGGUCUUUUUGAAAAGGAAAAAUUGAUGUACACGUUCCAUAUGACGACGAUGAUCAUGGACGGCGAAGGCUCGCUCGAUCGAGAAGAACUGGAAUUCUUUUUCAUGGGGAAUCCUGCGCUUGAUCAGCUCCGCGAAAAGCCUGCCCGCCUCGCCUGGCUUCCCGACAGCGGCUGGAAAGAUCUGCAGCGGCUCGAGGAGUUAAACGCCUCUUUUCGGGGGAUUCUGGAGAGCAUCUUAACUGCCGCCGAGGCGUGGAAAACAUGGUACGACUUGGAGAACCUCGAGUCGAUGCCGCUUCCCGAAGAAAAGUGGAAUAACAAACUGUCGCCUUUCCAGAAGCUGCUCCUCAUUCGCGUAUUCCGCGUAGACCGUGUGCCAACGGCUCUCAAAAACUUCAUUGCCCGGAGACUGAACGAGCACUACGUCCAGUCACCAAGCCUACAAUACUCGAAAAUACUCGCGCAGUCCUCGGCGCACUGUCCGAUUUUACUGAUUCUUUCCCCGGGGGCGGAUCCUCAGAGCGACAUCUACAAGUUGGCGGCAGCGCGAGGCUUCGUCGGAAACAAUUUUCGGUUUCUCGCUCUCGGCCAAGGCAUGGCGCCUCUUGCGCAGAAACACAUCGAAAAAGGGUGCCAACGAGGCUGCUGGGUUCUCCUGCAAAACUGUCACUUGCUUGCAUCGUGGCUCAAGUCUCUCGCCAAGCUCCUCGAAGGCAUUCAGAAGCCUCACAAGGAUUUCCGCCUCUGGCUGACAACGCAGCCCAUCGACGAUUUCCCCAUGAGCAUCCUGCAGAACUCUCUGAAAGUCGUGACGGAGCCCCCAGACGGACUGAGGCCAAACCUGCAAGGGUCGUACGCCAACUUGACUGACGACGCGCUCCAGGAGAGUUCCCAUCCUGCCUAUCCCUCUCUCGUCUACGUUCUCUCUUUCUUCCACGCCGUCGUACAGGAGCGUCGUAAAUACGGGAAAAUCGGGUGGAAUGUGGCGUACGACUUCAACGAAGCAGACUUGGUAAUUUCUCGUCGCCUCGUCGCGAUGUAUUUAGACAAGUCGCUGGCUAGCGGAGAUACUCUGCCUUGGAGCACUCUGCGCUAUCUCAUUGGAGAGGCGAUGUACGGAGGCCGUGUCACAGAUGACUGUGACAGACGCGUCCUCGUUACUUACUUGGAAGAAUACAUGGGCGACUUCAUCUUUGAUUCUUACCAGCCGUUCUCCUUCUGCCAAGCCGGCUUCGACUAUGCCAUCCCCGUCCCCGGACCUCUCGCCACCUACCGGGACUACAUCAAGGAGCUACCUCUGUUCAACACACCGGAGGUUUUUGGACUCCACGAAAACGCGCAGAUUGGCUACUUUGUGGAUUCCGCCAAGAAGCUGUGGGAAGGCAUUCUGAAAAUGAACUUUUCUGGAAGCCUCAGUUCCUCUGGAGGCGCCUCGAUGCGUGAAGAACACAUCGCUGCCAUUGCGACAGGAAUUGAAGAGAAACUCGGCUUCGACGACUUAGCUUUUGGAAAGCCUGAGGGCGACUACACGCCCACAGAGGUUGUUCUCAUGCAGGAAGUCGAGAGAUUCAACAGUCUGGCCGAACGCAUGCGCACGACCCUGAACGACCUCCGGCGCGCUCUUCGCGGGGAAAUCGGCUUAUCUGCGGAGCUCGAGGACUUAGCCAACUUCCUCGUCACAGGGUUCCUGCCGCGCGACUGGGCGCGGUUGGCCCCGCCGAGCCUGAAGCCUCUGGGGUCUUGGCUAGCGCACUUCCUCCGGCGCUACGACCAAUACAAAGCUUGGAUUGACAAGGGCGAGCCUUGGUGCUUCUGGCUCAGCGGCCUCCACAUCCCAGAUUCUCUUCUCACUGCUCUGAUUCAAGCGACGUGCCGCAAGCGAGGCUGGUCGCUCGACAAGUCUUCGCUUCUCACGCAAGUCACAAAGUUUACUUCUCCCGGCCAAAUCCCAAAGAAACUGGAACACGGGACCUACUUGAGAGGCCUCUAUCUGGAGGGCGCGAGGUGGGACAUUGAAGAAGGUCGUCUGGCGCGGCAAAAUCCGAAAGAACUCACCAUGGAAAUGCCGCUGAUUCAACUCAUUCCUGCAGAGAGCCACAAAGUGAAACUGCGAGACACACUGCAAACACCUGUCUACGCGACACAGAACAGAAGAAACGCCAUGGGCGAAGGAUGGAUCUUUGACGUCAUGCUCCACACCAAAGAACACCCUUCUCUCUGGAUUCUCUCAGGCGUUGCCCUCGUGCUACAAACAGACGAAUAA
This is a messenger RNA of Toxoplasma gondii ME49, 13833 nucleotides long. Its product is annotated as dynein heavy chain family protein. Gene Ontology annotation, cellular component: dynein complex. Gene Ontology annotation, molecular function: ATP hydrolysis activity; dynein light intermediate chain binding; ATP binding. The coding region runs from base 1 to 13833 and encodes 4610 amino acids. NCBI's taxonomy places the organism in Eukaryota, Apicomplexa, Conoidasida, Eucoccidiorida, Sarcocystidae. The record is from RefSeq and is a predicted model, not a curated record. The transcript is spliced from 63 exons. Gene Ontology annotation, biological process: microtubule-based movement.